Molecule: messenger RNA, 735 nt
Organism: Miscanthus lutarioriparius
Lineage: Eukaryota; Viridiplantae; Streptophyta; Magnoliopsida; Poales; Poaceae
Source: the annotation of a GenBank genome assembly
AUGGUGCUGCUCUCCUCCGGCGGCCGCCGCGGCCUGAUGAUCGUGCCGUCCCUCGCGGCGGUGGUGGUGGCCGUGCUGGCUGUCACCGCCCCGCGCGGCGCCGAUGCGUACAAGAACUACACCGUCGGCGACGACAAGGGCUGGUACGACGGCCUCACCCUGCCGGGGGUCGACUACAAGGCGUGGGCUGACGGCAAAAACUUCAGCCUCGGGGAUUUCCUCAUCUUCAACACGGACAAGAACCACUCGGUGGUGCAGACGCGGAACGGGACGCUGUACAAGAGCUGCGACUACAACGACUCGGGCCCCGACGACACCGUCGAGUGGUCCGCCGCGGCCCCGGAAUUCAGCAAGGACGCCGUCACCGUCGCCGUGCCGCUCCUCAAGGAAGGCCGCGCCUACUUCUUCUCGGGCAACUACGACGGCGAGCAGUGCGAGAGCGGACAGCGCUUCGCCAUCGACGUGGCCCACGGCCAGGGCCUGCCGCCGGACCUCACGCCGCCCGUCGCCGCCGACGCGCCGGCGCCCUCCUCCUCCGCGGGGACCGCCGACGGAGCGGCUGCGCUCGACUUCAGCCACCCCAAGAACGUCACCACGCCCAGCGCGACGGACGACGACGACGGUGAACCGAGCGGUACCUCCGGCUCCUCCACUGCUCGGACUCUAGCCGGUCAGCUGAGGUCUGCUCUGCCCGUGACCGUGACGCUGCUCAUCACGUUGCUCUUCGCGAUGUAG